This is a messenger RNA of Sorghum bicolor (sorghum), 1413 nucleotides long. RefSeq names its product transmembrane protein 56. Gene Ontology annotation, biological process: lipid homeostasis. Bases 16 to 891 code for a protein of 291 amino acids. Gene Ontology annotation, cellular component: membrane; endoplasmic reticulum. Lineage: Eukaryota; Viridiplantae; Streptophyta; Magnoliopsida; Poales; Poaceae. The transcript is spliced from 9 exons. The record is from RefSeq and is a predicted model, not a curated record.
GAAUCAUUGUUGAUCAUGUUGUUUGUAGUGAUUGUUUGUAAGGUUGUUGAGUCUAGAUACCAGAUGAUGGAUCUGUCCAUGACUUCAGUGCUGGCAGCUAAGGCCUACAAGUACAAAGCAGAAUCGCUUGUUAAGGAGUACCUUCUUGCAGAUUCGUAUGUUUCAUACACUGCUGUACUUGGUGGGAUCCUGAUGUGCAAGAUGGCUUAUGACAUAACAAGUAUAAUCAGCUUAUUGUACUAUAAGGGUUAUGGUUCACUUACAAAAACCCAAAAGCUUGAGUGGAACAACAGGGGCAUGUCCACUAUCCAUGCGAUAUUCAUCACAGUCAUGUCAGUGUACCUGGUAUUCUUCUCCAACCUAUUCUCUGAUCAGCUGGAUGGACCAGUAACUUUUCGGAGUUCAAAUCUAUCCAUUUUCACUCUGGGGGUUUCUGUUGGGUAUUUCAUCACUGACCUUGCUAUGAUAUUAUGGGCUUAUCCUUCUCUUGGUGGUAUGGAGUAUGUCCUUCACCAUAUGCUGUCGCUUAUUUCUGUAGUCUUUGCUAUGUAUUCUGGGGAAGGACAGUUGUACACAUACAUGUGUCUCAUCUCUGAAACAACCACACCUGGAAUCAACCUCCGAUGGUUCCUUGACACUGCUGGAAUGAAAAAAUCCAAGGCCUAUCUUGUCAAUGGUGUUUCGAUGUUUGUUGCAUGGCUGGUGGCACGGAUAAUUUUGUUCGUCUACUUGUUUUACCACAUCUACUUCCACUAUGAUCAGGUCAAACAGAUGCAUACCUUUAGCUGCAUUCUGGUAUUUGGUGUGCCCACAAUACUGCUUGUCAUGAACAUAAUGUGGUUUGCGAAGAUCUUGAGAGGCCUUAAAAAGACGCUUGCCAAGAGGCAGUGAAAAGAAGAAUGGUAACACAAGCUCAAGGACAUCGACAACCAUCCCUUCGUACAGUCACUUUACAGUUACAUGCACUUCCCGGGUAAAGCCGUCAGUGCAGCUUGUAGCACAAGCUAAAGCCCUUGUACAUGAUCCUGAAAUAUGCUAAGCACAGCUCAAUUUUUUCCCUGGAUGCUCUGCCUUGUACAUAAGGCCGUCUGGUUAUGGUGGAGGAUGUUUUUUCCCCUGUGGAUUGGAUGAUUCUACACCUUAACAAUUUAGGUAGUCUUAUAUAGACCUAGGAAGGUUGAAAUUUGCCCCUUCUAGCUACAGGUUAUGCAGUUCUUACCGUUCUGACUUCAGAACUGUGUCGGAUGCAUUCUCUAUCCGUACAAUUAGAGUUGCAAGCAGUACUUCAUAUCCAGGUGUUAAAUUCUUCAUGCGCGGUUUCAGUUAUUUGUCAACUCUGGUAAUUCUCGUUGUGCAGGUGAUUUAAGCGGUCACAAGGAGAUAAAUGAAAGCAUGCAAUGGUGGUUUGAAUUU